Pocillopora damicornis (cauliflower coral) is the source of this 1421-nucleotide messenger RNA. Its product is annotated as electron transfer flavoprotein subunit beta. Gene Ontology annotation, molecular function: electron transfer activity. NCBI's taxonomy places the organism in Eukaryota, Metazoa, Cnidaria, Anthozoa, Scleractinia, Pocilloporidae. Gene Ontology annotation, cellular component: mitochondrion. Gene Ontology annotation, biological process: amino acid catabolic process; fatty acid beta-oxidation using acyl-CoA dehydrogenase. The record is from RefSeq and is a predicted model, not a curated record.
UUCGUCCGCAAUAUCAAAAAUGGCGUCCCUUAGAGUUUUAGUCGGCUGUAAACGUGUCAUAGAUUACGCCGUAAAGAUACGGGUAAAACCCGAUAAAACCGGCGUAGUAACUGAUGGGGUCAAACACAGUAUGAACCCUUUCGAUGAGAUCGCAGUUGAAGAGGCUGUAAAACUGAAAGAGAAAGGUAUAGCUUCUGAAAUUGUUGCUGUGAGCUGUGGACCAGCUAAAAGCGAGGAAACUCUUCGCACAGCCCUUGCUAUGGGAGCUGAUCGUGGUAUCCAUGUUUUGUUAAAUGACAAAGAAUAUGAAGGCCUACAGCCUCUUGCAGUAGCCAAAAUUUUUGCAAAGAUCACAGAACAAGAGAACCCAAAUCUGAUCAUCUUGGGAAAACAGGCAAUUGAUGAUGAUUGUAAUCAGACUGGGCAAAUGUUGUCUGCAUUGCUUUCAUGGCCUCAGGCAACAUUUGCUUCCAAACUAGAAAUGAAAGAUGACAAGUUAGCAGUGACACGUGAAAUUGAUGGUGGCUUAGAGAUGAUUGAUGUGAAGAUGCCAUGUGUCAUCACAGCAGAUUUAAGGCUGAAUGAACCUCGCUAUGCAACACUUCCAAAUAUUAUGAAAGCCAAAAAGAAGAAGAUUGAUAAGAAGUCUCCAAGUGACUUAGGUGUAGAUGUCUCACCCAGAGUGGAGACACUAAAAGUUGAAGACCCACCUGUCAGGGAGGCUGGAAUUAAAGUUGAGACAGUAGAUGAUCUUGUUGGGAAACUCAAAGAUAAUGGAUUCUGCUGAUCAAGGGACUCAACAAAUCAAUGCAGUAAAUUUGGACAAUGAUGAUCUUGCUUUUUGUCCAGUCCAGUUUUUUAAAACACUCGUGUUUUGGCGGACAUGGUUACAAAAUUUUGGAAUGGCAAUAAUAUUUUGUUAUUAAAUAGCCCAUAAGUCUCUUCCGGUCUUUUUUGGUGUCAGUUUAUCAUAAAUUGCCUAAGAAAACAUCUGCUGUUGAAUCUGCUACAUUGGCGAUGAAAGUCAAUGUGAUAUCAUGUUUAACAACAAAGUAAAGUAUUAAUACCCUGCACAAAUGAGUACAAGUUUUAUUUUCAGAAAUCUUCCUUUUUUUCUGUCAUCUAAGUUUGCAGAGGGUCAUUAUGCUGAGAAGUGUUGACCUGAACACUUGCUACCAUCAGAAGGGAGCAAAGUUAACCCUGUAAGUCCCACUAGUGAUCUAGACAGAAUUUCUCCUUACACCCCCAGUAGGAUAUCAGCCAGACAAGUAAUGAGAAUAAAGAAAAAUUCAAUUAGGGGAUUAUUGGUCGAUCCAAUUCCAAAUUCUCUAAACUAACAUCAAAUGAAUUGUAUGGGAGUUAAAGGGUCAAGCAAAGUUAAACUGUUUAUAAUCUCUUGAAUAAACUAAUUGGAGCUCUGC